Molecule: messenger RNA, 2987 nt
Organism: Diospyros lotus (date-plum)
Lineage: Eukaryota; Viridiplantae; Streptophyta; Magnoliopsida; Ericales; Ebenaceae
Product: adagio protein 1-like
Exons: 2
Coding region: 540-2378 (612 amino acids)
Biological process (GO): circadian rhythm; response to blue light
Cellular component (GO): SCF ubiquitin ligase complex; nucleus; cytosol
Molecular function (GO): protein binding
Source: RefSeq, a predicted model, not a curated record
GGAUUGUAUGAACGGCAGCGUUCGACGGGUCCACAAGCGUUAUCCGGUGGAGGAGAGGGCCGCUAGCUAGUAGCAUCAAGCAAGGUGUUUUGCCCACAACCGCAAAGCAGACCAGACCACGCCAAACCAAACCUUCUUCACUCCUGAAUCCGAAUCCAAAUGCCUCACAAAGAUCUUAAUUCGUUUCGAGGUGGUGCCGUGGUUGCUGAUGAGCCGAGCCCCCUUAAAACCCCCCAGAUCUCUCUGUAAAACUCUGGCCCCUUCCUUUUCUUCUUCGUAUACAGACUAGAUCGCUCCAUCUACCUUGCUUAAUUUCACCAACUUCGUCAGCCGAAGCAGAAACCCUAGGAAAAACCCUAACCUUAAUCCCAAUCCCGCCUUUUUCCGUCUGUAAUUGGCUGAGGUUUGUGUUGAUUUUCUGCGGAGUGGUGCUUUCUUGUGUUUUUCUUUUUGGCGACUGGGCGAAGUCUUGACUUUGUGUUCCUUUGCCUUGAAUUUGAGGUCAUGGGUUGAAGGGAACGUCCUGUCGUGAUAAGCUCAUGGAGUGGGACAGCAAUUCUGAUUUGAGCGGCGACGAGGAGGAGGAGGGCUUCCUCUUGAAGGAUGGUGCCGGUCCCUUGCCGUUUCCCGCCGACAGUUUGCUACAGCCUUCGCCAUGUGGGUUCGUUGUUACGGACGCUUUGGAGCCUGACCAUCCGAUUAUAUAUGUCAAUUCUGUGUUUGAGAUGGUCACCGGUUAUCGAGCUGAGGAGGUUCUUGGCCGUAAUUGUCGUUUCUUGCAAUGCAGAGGUCCAUUUGCAAAAAGAAGACAUCAACUAGUAGAUUCUACUAUAGUUUCAGAGAUAAGAAGAUGCCUUGAUGAAGGUGUUGAAUUCCAGGGCACUUUGUUAAAUUUUAGGAAAGAUGGAACUCCAUUGAUGAAUAGGCUGCGAGUGACACCUAUAUACGGGGAUGAUGAAACAAUUACUCAUUUUAUUGGUAUCCAGUUCUUCUCUGAAGCAAAUCUUGAUCUGGGUCCACUUCCUGGAUCUACAGUGAAGGAGUCUGCGAGAACAUCUGACCGGUUCCAUUCCAGUCUUUCCUCAUACAGGCCAAUGGUGGAUGUGAACUUCUGUAUUGCUCGUGGGACUUGUGGAAUACUGCAAUUGAGUGAUGAGGUCCUGUCUCUCAAGAUUCUUUCACGGUUGACUCCAAGAGACAUUGCAUCUGUGGCCUCUGUAAGCAGGAGACUCUAUGAGUUGACAAAGAAUGAGGAUCUUUGGAGAAUGGUCUGUCAAAAUGCUUGGGGUACUGAAACAACUCGUGUUUUAGAAACGGUGCCUGGAGCAAAGAGGCUUGGGUGGGGUCGACUGGCAAGAGAACUCACUACACUUGAAGCAGCAGCAUGGAGGAAGGUAACCGUUGGAGGUGCUGUUGAACCCUCUCGUUGCAACUUUAGUGCUUGUGCUGUUGGGAAUCGGGUGGUUCUUUUUGGUGGGGAGGGGGUCAACAUGCAACCAAUGAAUGACACGUUUGUAUUGGACUUAAACUCUAGCAACCCAGAGUGGCAACAUGUCAAAGUAAGCUCUCCACCGCCUGGCCGUUGGGGUCACACACUUUCUUGUGUGAAUGGAUCUCAUUUGGUUUUAUUUGGAGGUUGUGGAAGGGAAGGUUUACUUAAUGAUGUCUUUCUGUUGGAUUUGGAUGCCAAGCAACCAACUUGGCGUGAAAUCUCCAGUUUGGCCCCUCCACUUCCACGAUCAUGGCACAGCUCUUGUACGCUUGACGGGACUAAAUUGAUUGUCUCAGGUGGUUGCGCAGAUUCUGGUGUGCUGCUUAGUGACACUUUUCUGCUUGAUCUCUCAAUGGAGAAGCCGAUCUGGAGAGAGAUACCAGUGGCAUGGACCCCACCUUCUCGCUUAGGUCACACAUUAUCUGUUUAUGGUGGUAGGAAAAUUUUGAUGUUUGGGGGGCUUGCUAAGAGUGGUCCUCUCCGCUUCCGUUCGAGUGAUGUCUUCACGAUGGAUCUUAGUGAGGAGGAACCUUGUUGGAGAUGUGUAACAGGGAGUGCAAUGCCUGGUGCUGGAAAUCCAGGUGGCAUAGCUCCUCCUCCCAGGCUUGAUCAUGUGGCUGUGAGUCUUCCUGGUGGCAGAAUACUGGUAUUUGGUGGAUCCGUGGCUGGUCUUCACUCGGCCUCGCAGCUUUAUAUCUUAGAUCCAACGGAGGAGAAGCCUACUUGGAGAAUUCUAAAUGUACCUGGGCGACCUCCAAGAUUUGCUUGGGGACACAGUACAUGUGUCGUUGGAGGGACAAGGGCCAUAGUCCUUGGCGGUCAAACUGGAGAGGAGUGGAUGCUAGGUGAACUCCAUGAGCUAUCUUUGGCGAGUUCUGCAAUCUGACAUGGGAGAGAUGGAAUAACUAGCUCUUUUGCAAGGAAUGACACGGAUGCCUCAGUUAGUAGAACUGUCUUGGUUAGUCAAUUUGUGGAGAAUUUCCAUUAUUUGAAGAUGCAUGACAAAACAUGUCUGUUGAUGGUUCUCUUGUAUGAGUGACUGCCUCGAGUGCAUGUUCUUGUAUGAGGUACCUCUGGCUUGCAAUAUGUUAAACAUUUCCGAGUGAUUUUCAUUGGGGUUUGAUUUUGUGGGGUUUCCGUUGACCUGCCCUAGGAAACACAUCUGAUCAUUCCCCCAUUUCUAGGUCAUAGUAACACUCCAACAUAUGGGUAGGUAAUGGUAUAUGUAGGUUUAGUUUCAGUAUUGCUAGUAAGCCAUGUGAUAUGUUUAGGUUCUAUGGGUUGAACCCUACUAUAUUAAAUGCUCCCUCCCCUUUCUCCAGAAAAAGAAAACAAAGAAAAAAAGAAAAAAAAAAUAGAGAAGAAUGGUGAAAAAAAAAAAAUUCUGGUUCCUAUGUGUACAUAACAAGUUAUGAAUUUAUUGCAUCUUUUACAUGUACUGAAGUAGCUACUUACCAUGUCCAACCAUUUGGUCAAAAUCUUGUUUUCCUGCUCA